Messenger RNA from Centropristis striata (black sea bass), 5682 nucleotides. RefSeq names its product dihydropyridine-sensitive L-type skeletal muscle calcium channel subunit alpha-1-like. The record is from RefSeq and is a predicted model, not a curated record. NCBI's taxonomy places the organism in Eukaryota, Metazoa, Chordata, Actinopteri, Perciformes, Serranidae. The transcript is spliced from 45 exons. Bases 157 to 5682 code for a protein of 1841 amino acids. Gene Ontology annotation, biological process: calcium ion import across plasma membrane. Gene Ontology annotation, cellular component: membrane; voltage-gated calcium channel complex. Gene Ontology annotation, molecular function: calcium ion binding; high voltage-gated calcium channel activity.
ACGACAGGCCGGCCGGCGGAGGAGCAGCGACGGUCAGGAACCCAGGGGGGCCUUUCACAAAAACCAGGAGGUAUAAAGAGUCUUUGUGGGAUUACGGACAGUGAGGAGACUCGUUUCUACAGGACUGAGAGCAGCUUUUAGGGCCAAGGCGUCAAGAUGGCGUCCAACGCGGAGGCCAAGCCGGUCAUCAUGAAUGAAGAGGAGCUGAAGAGGAAGCAGAGGGAGAAGCUGAAGAAGAUGCAGGCGACCGGGGGAAACCCUCGACCUGCCAGGACCCUCUUCCUCUUCAACCUGAAAAACCCCUUCCGCAAGGCCUGCACCAGCAUUGUGGAGUGGAAAACCUUUGAAAUCAUCAUUUUAUUGACCAUCUUUGCAAACUGCAUCGCUCUGGCCGUGUUCCUGCCGAUGCCUGAAGAAGACAGUAACAACACCAACACAAGCCUGGAGAGUUUGGAGUACAUCUUCCUGAUCAUAUUCACGUUAGAGUGCUUUCUGAAGAUAGUGGCGUACGGGCUCGUGUUCCAUGAAGGCGCCUAUUUACGGAACUGUUGGAACAUAUUGGACUUUGUCAUCGUCUUCAUGGGUCUCUUUACCUUUGCAUUGGAUACCAUCAAUAAGAUAGCAGGUGUGCCAAUGGAGAAGGGCGGGGGGUUCGACAUGAAGGCCCUGAGAGCCUUCAGAGUGCUGCGGCCCCUACGUCUCGUCUCUGGAGUCCCCAGUCUGCAGGUGGUGAUGAACUCCAUCCUCAAAGCCAUGCUGCCUCUGCUGCACAUCGCCCUGCUGGUCUUCUUACUGGUCACCAUCUACGCCAUCAUGGGACUGGAGCUCUUCAAGUGCAAAAUGCAUAAAACCUGCUAUUACACUGGCACAGGUAUCUAUGCUACAGCAGAAGCUGAGCUGCCUGCUCCGUGUGCUCAGGCGGGUAACGGACGGCGCUGCAUUAUCAACGGCUCAGAGUGUCGGCCGUACUGGGAGGGUCCCAACAACGGCAUCACCCACUUUGAUAACAUCGGCUUCGCCAUGCUGACAGUCUUCCAGUGCAUCACCAUGGAGGGAUGGACCAAAGUGCUCUACUGGGUGAAUGAUGCCAUAGGGAACGAAUGGCCCUGGAUCUACUUUGUUCCUCUCAUCCUGCUGGGUUCCUUCUUUGUGCUCAAUCUGGUUCUGGGCGUGCUCAGUGGAGAGUUUACCAAAGAGCGAGAGAAGGCCCGGUCGCGUGGAGAGUUUCAGAAGCUGCGAGAGCGUCAGCAGCUGGAUGAAGACGUGCACGGCUACAUGGAGUGGAUCACUCACGCUGAAGUCCUGGACGCCGACAGAGAGGGCAAAGGACUCCUCCCUCUAACCAGCGACUCUGAUGGCGACAGCCUGUACGGCCUGGAAGGGAAGAGUAAAAUCAUCUACUACUACCGCCUGGCGCGUCGCUGGAACCGUUUCUUCAGGAUGAAGUGUCUGGUGUACGUGAAAAGUAAAAAAUUCUACUGGUUGGUGAUGUUCCUCGUCCUCCUCAACACUCUGACCAUCGCAACAGAGCACCACCACCAGUCAGAGUCACUCACUGCCCUACAAGAUGUGGCCAGUCGGGUUCUGCUGGUGCUGUUUGUCAUAGAGAUGUUUGUGAAGAUGUAUGCUCUGGGUCCCCGAGCAUACUUCAUGUCCCUGUUCAACCGCUUCGACUUCUUCGUGGUGCUGUGUGGCAUCCUGGAGAUGAUCAUGUUCUCUGCAGGAGCCGUGGCUCCGCUGGGUUUCUCUGUGCUCAGGUGCAUCCGACUGCUGAGGAUCCUCAAAGUCACCAAGUACUGGACCUCUCUGAGUAACCUCGUGGCCUCUCUCCUCAACUCUGUGCGCUCCAUCGCCUCCUUGCUCCUUCUUCUCUUCCUCUUCAUCGUCAUUUUCUCGCUCCUUGGCAUGCAGGUGUUUGGAGGGAAGUUUAACUUCGCCGACCACAGACCCAAACGUAGUAACUUUGACAACUUCCCCCAGGCCCUCAUCAGCGUGUUCCAGGUCCUAACAGGAGAGGACUGGACCACCAUCAUGUACAACGGCAUCAUGGCCUACGGUGGGCCGGUCUUUCCUGGGAUCCUGGUUGCCAUUUACUUUAUUGUCCUCUUCGUCUGUGGAAACUAUAUCCUGCUCAAUGUGUUCUUGGCCAUCGCCGUGGAUAACCUGGCGGAGGCUGAGAGUUUGACUUCAGCUCAGAAAGAAAAGGCCGAGGAGAAGCUGAAGAGAAAACUGCGCAGGACCAAAAUGCCCGACAAGACGGAUGAGGAGAGGGAGAGGAUGGCGAAGAAACUGGCGGAUCAGAGAGCCAAGAUGGAGGGCAUGCCCACUACAGCAAAGCUCAAAGUUGACGAGUUUGAGUCCAACGUCAAUGAAGUGAAAGAUCCGUUCCCACCUGAUGACUUCCCAGGUGAUGACGAGGAGGUGGAGCCUGAGAUCCCCAUCAGCCCUCGGCCCCGCCCGAUGGCCGACCUGCAGCUGAAGGAAGAAGCCGUCCCGCUGCCUGAAGCCAGCUCCUUUUUCAUUUUUGGCCCUCAGAACAAGUUCCGUAAACUGUGCUACAAGAUCAUCAACGCCUCCUCCUUCACCAACUUAAUCCUCCUCUUCAUCCUGCUCUCCUCCAUCUCCCUGGCAGCUGAGGACCCCAUCGACCCCAAGUCCUACAGGAACCAGAUCUUGGCCUAUGCUGAUAUUGUCUUCACUACUGUGUUCACCAUAGAGAUUGUACUGAAGAUGACGGUAUACGGAGCGUUCAUGCAUGAAGGAUCCUUCUGCCGUAACUCCUUCAACAUCCUGGAUCUGAUUGUGGUUGGAGUCUCUCUGCUUUCUAUGGGAAUGGAAUCCAGUGCAAUCUCUGUGGUGAAGAUUCUCAGGGUGCUGAGGGUGCUGAGGCCUCUCAGAGCCAUCAACAGAGCCAAGGGCCUAAAGCAUGUGGUCCAAUGCGUGUUUGUGGCCAUUAAAACCAUCGGGAACAUCGUCCUGGUCACCAUGCUGCUGAACUUCAUGUUUGCCUGUAUCGGAGUGCAGCUCUUCAAGGGUAAAUUCUACAGCUGCACGGAUCCGUCAAAGACGACCGGGGAGGAAUGCCAGGGAUACUUCAUGAAGCACAUGGAGAACUCCCUGCAGGACACAGCGCUGGCUAAGAGAGAGUGGCUCAACAGUGACUUCAACUUUGAUAACGUGCUCUACGGCAUGCUGGCUCUCUUCACUGUCUCCACGUUUGAGGGAUGGCCCAAACUGUUGUACAGAGCCAUUGAUUCAGACAAAGAAGACAUGGGUCCUGUCUUCAACAACCGUGUGGACGUGUCCAUCUUCUUCAUCAUCUACAUCAUCCUCAUCGCCUUCUUCAUGAUGAACAUCUUCGUGGGCUUCGUCAUCGUCACCUUCCAGGAGCAGGGAGAGGAAGAGUACAAGGACUGUGAGCUGGACAAGAACCAGCGUCAGUGUGUGCAGUACGCCCUGAAGGCUCGACCUCUCAGAUGCUACAUCCCCAAAAACCCGUACCAGUACCGAGUGUGGUACAUCGUCACCUCCUGCUACUUUGAAUACCUCAUGUUCUUCCUCAUUAUGCUCAACACCUUGUGUCUGGGGAUGCAGCACUGUAACCAGUCGGACCAUGUGACCAAGCUGUCGGACAUGCUGAACCUGAUCUUCACCGUGCUCUUCACUGUGGAGAUGAUUCUCAAGCUCAUGGCCUUCAAAGCGAGGGGCUACUUUGGAGACCCCUGGAACGUCUUUGACUUCAUCAUCGUCAUCGGCAGCGUGGUUGACGUCAUCCUGAGCGAAGUCGAUAGCGCCCUGGCCGCCAGUGGAGGCCUGUACUGUCUCCAUGGCUGCGCUGAAACAAAUCCCAUGCAAGCGAUCGCGGCAUCUGAAAAUGCUUCAGUUUCCAUCACGUUCUUCCGACUCUUCCGUGUGAUGCGUCUGGUGAAGCUGCUGAACCGCUCGGAGGGCAUCAGGAACCUGCUGUGGACCUUCAUCAAGUCCUUCCAGGCUCUCCCUCAUGUAGCUUUGCUCAUCAUUAUGCUCUUCUUUAUCUACGCUGUCAUCGGGAUGCAGAUCUUUGGAAAGGUGGCCUUAGUGGAUGGCACACAAGUCAACCGCAACAACAACUUCCAGACAUUCCCUCAGGCUGUUCUCAUGUUAUUCCGGUGUGCUACUGGAGAGGCUUGGCAGGAGGUCAUGAUGGCGUCCAUGUACGGGAAGAAAUGUGACCCCAAGUCUGACUUCCUGCCAGGAGAGGAGUACACCUGCGGGUCCAACUUUGCUGUUUUCUACUUCCUCAGCUUCUACUGUAUCUGCGCCUUCCUGAUCCUCAACCUGUUUGUAGCCGUCAUCAUGGACAACUUUGACUACCUGACCCGGGACUGGUCUCUUCUUGGUCCACAUCACCUGGACGAGUUCAAGAAGAUCUGGGCUGAAUACGACCCUGAAGCCACGGGGAGAAUUAAACAUCUGGACGUGGUGACGCUGCUGCGACGUCUCCAGCCUCCGCUGGGCUUCGGCAAGUUCUGUCCUCAUCGUGCUGCUUGCAAACGUUUGGUGGGUAUGAACAUGCCUCUCAACAGCGACGGCACCGUCACUUUCAACGCCACGCUGUUCGCUCUGGUCAGGACGGCGCUCAAGAUCAAAACAGAAGGUAACUUUGAGCAGGCCAACGAGGAGCUGAGAGCCAUCAUCAAGUCCAUCUGGAAACGCACCAGUAUGAAACUGUUGGACCAGGUCAUCCCACCAAUAGGAGAUGACGAGGUGACUGUGGGGAAGUUCUACUCCACCUUCCUGCUCCAGGAUCAUUUCCGUAAGUUCUUGAAGCGUCAGGAGGAAUACUACGGCUACCGGCCCAGCAAGAAGAGCGCCUCGGGCCCCGAGAUCCAGGCGGGCCUGAGGAGUAUUGACGAGGAGGCGGCUCCAGAGAUGCACAGGGCCAUCUCAGGAGACCUGCAGAAUGAGGAGGAGAUGGACCGAGCCAUGGAGGAGGCUGGAGAAGAAGGCAUCUACCACCGUACUCACGGUCUGUUCGGUAACCCGGUGGAGUCGUUCUCUGCGGAGCCCGUCAGCUCUCAGUCCCAGCAGAUGACCCAGCAGAGACCUCUCAUCUUCUCAGAGAGUCAGCCGGAGUCGCCUCCAAACUCUGCUGCCUUGACGCCCACCACCGAGUUCUUCCCCACAACCGCACAAAAAACCAACACCAACAACAACGCCUUCGCAGAAUUUUCCUUUGAUAGAGAAGGAAGUCCAGAAGAGUUUUAUAAUCCCAGUGAGGAUUCAGAGCCAGGCAACGCUCGCUCCUGGAUUGUGAGAACAGACAAAACACAGUUCCCUUAUGAGCCUGACUACGGAGACUGUGAGAGUCAGAGCUCCCGUACAGCAGCCGACCAGCUCGUCAGUGAGGCUCUGGUUCAUGGCGGUCUGUCGGAGCUGGCCCAGGACCCAAACUUCGUCUCUGCGGCUAAGACGGAGAUGGCCGACGCCAUGCACACCACUCUGCACGACAUGGAGAGCGUGGCUCAGGCCAUCCUCAGCGAGCGCAAGGCCACGGUGAAGAAGAGGCGUCCCGUCCCCGUCCCUCCUCCUGCUCUUAAUGUGGCGGUGCAGGAAACAGGGCAGCCAGACCCGGCUGUCAGGAGGAAGAAACGCCCGAUCCCCUCCAUCCCCUCCGCUAAGGAGGCCGACUCCAAAGUUUAG